UAAGCGUACGUUCAUUUAGCACUCGCACAGUUUUUCAAAUAUUUUACAAGUUGUAGUAAAUAGUGAAAAUUUAUUGUUAUUACACAAUUAUGGCAAAUCAACCACUUAAUAUUGUCAUUAAGCAGCUGGUUCAAUGCCUCAAGAGAUGCAACGAACCGGUUUCAGUCGACGGACUUCUCAGGUUCUCCAACAUUACCGUCAAGGAUCCACACGCCUUUAAGAAAAAACUCCGGGUGCUGUUAGGCAUCGCGGUGCGGCUCGGACUUGUCCAGGAGUACAACAACCAUUUCUAUGCCACGACCCAUGCGGAGGAUAUAUUGCCGCUUCUAACUGAGGAUACGGGCAGCGACAUUUCGAUUAUCAGCUCCGAGGAGACGUUCGAAGAGGCGGCCGGCCUGCUUUCCCUGGAUAGUGACUUGAGCCUGGAGCCAGAUCUAAGCGACAGCGAGCAGGACGACGAGGCCGAUAAGGAUAAAGGGAGCGAGUGAUGAGCCCACAUACCAAAGCAUAAAAAGGACUAAGGGACUCUCUUACAUUUAAAAAAAAAAACACAAAAAACAAAAGCUGCCCGCUCCACUGGCAAAAAUCACUUAGCGACUGACGAAUUGGGGAUGACAAAGGAAUGCGCAUUUAAACUAAAUUAACUGUAAAGUAAUAAAAUUACAUUUUAAUUACACAAUAUAAAA
Molecule: messenger RNA, 686 nt
Organism: Drosophila montana
Lineage: Eukaryota; Metazoa; Arthropoda; Insecta; Diptera; Drosophilidae
Exons: 2
Coding region: 90-488 (132 amino acids)
Source: RefSeq, a predicted model, not a curated record